Messenger RNA from Culex quinquefasciatus (southern house mosquito), 703 nucleotides. RefSeq lists its product as uncharacterized. The record is from RefSeq and is a predicted model, not a curated record. Bases 78 to 641 code for a protein of 187 amino acids. Lineage: Eukaryota; Metazoa; Arthropoda; Insecta; Diptera; Culicidae. The transcript has 2 exons.
AGUUGAUCCAAAAGUAAACAAACACAAAUUUUCAUAACUGACGAAAGGCGCGUUAACAAUUUUUAGGACCAAUUACCAUGUCCAGCGUGAGCCGAGAACAUGCUGCCGAAAUAGAUUCUAAAAUUGGCAUAAUCCGCAGGAAAGUCGCAAACUUUGCCUGCGGUUACACACCGGAAACCAACAGCAGAGUCGAACCGUCUAAGGAGUAUCUUUCGAAGGCAAACAAAGAACUCGAAGAAAUUGAAUCGUCGUGUGUCGAGUUUAUUCAGACAUCAGCUGUGCUCGACGGUCUUAUUCAAGAAGCGGACGAAAUGGCUACCAAAAUCUUUGCGCGCCUUAGCGAAACUUUUGCCGAUUUCGGAUUGGACAUGCCGACCUACGCGGACGAGGACAUACCGGUGGGAAUCCCGCUGGAGAAGCUUGUGCUGCUAGAGGAAGAGGAGGAGGAACUGGAUCAGACAAUAAUCGGGACACCUUCCGAGCUGACCGCAUCCGACGAUAGCGAGGCCAGCGAUGUGGACUUUAAACCAAACAUUUUCAUCACUCGACCUUCGGAUUCCGGCGGACCACCUUCGUGGACACCAAUGAUUAAGACUAAGGUUUGCCGAACUAUUGCGAUGAGUCGUUUGGCGCUUGAAUAAUUUGUACCAGUAUGAAUAAAAUUAGACUAUUAUUCAACCGCGUUCCUUUGUCUUUAUUAGAA